AACAUGAAAUAUGGACCUAACCCAACCUUCAAUCUCGUUUAUUUGCAACCAUCUGUCAUGUUUAUUCUUCGAAUAAAAAAUGCUGUCUUCGAAAAAGAAUGAAGAAAAGCCUGUAAUGAGAUGCAUCAAGUUCUGUCAUGAACAUCCGAUUUUGGCAGCGGUACUCUGGGAAUUGGCUGGAAAUUUAAAUAUUGAAAUCAAUUAGAAUCAUGAAUACGGAAUACGACGAGGAUCUGUCGGAGAAUCGAUUCCUGCAGGAGCUCAGGAACGAAUAUGAAGCUACACUUCAGCGGGUUAUCCAGGAAGGCUGGAUCGUUUGCGUUCCACGGUCCGGAAGCUUCUCCGGUCAUGAAUUGCGAGAGGACGAAAUUAAGGCCCACAUUUUGAUCCCCAAGCAGGACUUCUCCACUACUCGAUUUGACAGUUUGAAUGGCAGGGAAGUUCUGCUCGUUGACAGAGUCUUGACUGUCAAGUGCGAUGACGUCGAGCAGUACUCCACGCGUUUGCUCUUCGAGGAAAUCUUUUACAGGGAGAAUUUGCAUAAAUAUAUUGUAUGGUGCAUAGAACAACCCUUGGAUGCUAAUAUGUGUGUCUCUGACAACUGUGUGAAUAUAAUCACGAAUCUCCAGGAAGCUGUAAAUUUUCUCCAAGUGGAACUGCUCGAUAAACAGCUUCACGAAAACUUGGAAACCAAAAUCAAAGACUUCUUACAUGUCAACAAAGAUUUAGAGCACAAAUCGAUGCAAAUUCAGAGAGAUUUAGUUCACGAAUUAUAUACAAAUUGUUUAAAAAUGCUAUUGGAAAACGCAGUGUUGAAAGAAAAGGUCUCUGGUAAUAAGCAGUAUUGUUGGAAUAUUAGAGUAUCGCUAGAAACAUAUAUUCUGUACGCUUUAAGAGAAGUACUGCUAAGAUCAUUAUCCACUUGUACCGCUGUAGAAGAUGCGUGCUUGAACAAGAUCAUCAGGAAUCUAGACGGGAUUCUACUGAGCGAUCUUCGAAUACGCCCGGACCUGGAAUCUCGCGUCCACGGAGGAAAGAUGGAACUGUCACGAUUAGAUUGCUUUGUGACGAUAUUGGGUAAAAUAGAGUGUCUCAGGAGAACCGUGAAUUACGUGUCGCGCGGAACGUCUACCGUCUCGUCUGAUGAUCUUCUACCGAUACUUGUGUUUCUCGUCGUUAAUGUCGGUCUGCCGAACUGGACAGCACAAUUAUUUUUCAUGAGACAAUUUCGUUUCUCCACAGACUCUACUUACGAAGCGGACGAAACCUGUUUUCUGGUAACAUCGUUGGAGGCUGCGAUCGAGCACAUCAAGUCCGGAGUGAUCUGCGAAGUAGACAAGUGCACGAUUAAUCCGGAUAAAUAUAAUCAACUGAUAGACGAAUCGGAUCGCUCGUCUGUCAAUUAUCUGUUCGCGUGUAUCAAGAACGGCAAUCUAUCCGAAGUGGAGAGGAUACUCACCUACGAGAGAUCUAAUCAGGAUGAUGAGGUCGUGCUUUGCCAUCCUUUAUGCACCUGUGCGUCCUGCGAGCGGACAUGGACGAAGACUCGAGAGCCAAAUACAUGUCCUAAGGACGACAGAGGUCGAACUUCGUUGCACAUCGCGGUAUUACACGAUCAAUUAGUGAUUGUGGACUUUCUUCUGGAUCGUCGUACAGAUAUAAACGUCACCGAUUCCGAUGGUUCAACGCCCCUUCACUACGCCUGCGUCAAGGGCCACCAGAAUAUUCUGCUGCUGUUGCUGCACGCCAACGCGGAUCCCACGAUGACGGAUUCGCAAGGGAAUACACCGCUGCAUCUGGCCGUGGACCGUGGUCACGAGAGCUGCGUGAAGGCCUUGCUGUACCUGUCGGAACACAUGAAGGUCUCGGUUAAUGCAAAUGCCACGAACGACAACGGCGACACGCCGUUGCAUCUCGCGGCCAGAUGGGGUUAUCACGCCAUCGUAGGCAUUCUCUUGGAAUACGGCGCGAACUGCGGGUCGACCAACAGGAAGGGUCAAACAUCGCUGAUCGCUACGUAUAACGAGAGCAUCGCCGAGUUGCUUAAACGCUCCGCGAGCGACAUUCGCAGCGACGUCGCUCUGUCCCAGAAGAAACACGUGACUCUCGCGCAGUCCCGUAAGUCGAUGCCAUUUCAGCAAUGUCGUUGGGCCACGAUAGACAACUUGGAGAGCUUACCCGCGUCGCAUCCCAAGAACUGUGCCAAUGCGCAGGAUCGCAUGAUGGAUAAACUGCUUGCCGCCAUAGUCGACGGUGACGUGUGCCUGGCCUGUUACUAUCUGGGAUUGGAGGUUUAUCGAGGCGAGCGGCUACCGGGUUCUCGCACCAGUCUGUGCCACCAUCCGUUGUGCGACUGCGAGCGUUGCUCGGCCCUCGGCGAGCGCAAAUUCGUGCGCGAGCGAAGACAACGGGCGCUCGCGAUCAACUCCUGCAACAGUCUUGGUGAGACUGCGUUGCACGUAGCCAGUGCAACCGGUCGCGACGAAAUGGUACAGCUGCUGCUGGAUGCUGGUGCGAACGUGAACGCGAUGACCAAGUCGGAGGGUCGUACCCCGCUACACCUGGCGUGUCUCAACGAUCGCGUCGACGCGGCGAAGUUACUGCUCAACUGCGGUACCUGCGACCUGGACGUCAAGGAUCAUAACGGCGACACGUCCCUUCACCUGGCGACUGUAGCUGGCAACGUGAAACUCGUGGGUCUGCUGGUGAGAUACGGCGCAAACACGAAUGCUCGUAAUGCCCAGAACAAGUCGCCGCUGCGGCAGCUGGAGGAGCUGAAGCUGUCCGUCGUCUUCUCUGCAAAUCAUGCUGGUAUACUGAAGAUUCUGAAACAAAACACUCAGCUGGUUAGCGAUUAGUUAUAAGUCAUGCCGGUUUUCUAUGUCCGUGUCUUUUACUUACCUCAUAGAUAACUUAACUACAAGUAUAACUUUUGACGUAGUAUAUACACAAGUUCUUCAUGUGAUACUCCAUUACGGUAGAUAAAGGAAGAAAUGUCCAGUCUCUCUCUGCUACUUGUUGCAGUAGCUAAAAAUUCUAAAGCAAAAAACUCAGAUUUUUAUACUAGAUGAGCGAUUUUGUAUUUCUAUCUAUUUUUUUGUAUUCUCUUUUCUUUUCUUCUCUCUU
Molecule: messenger RNA, 3126 nt
Organism: Nylanderia fulva
Lineage: Eukaryota; Metazoa; Arthropoda; Insecta; Hymenoptera; Formicidae
Product: ankyrin repeat domain-containing protein 27-like
Biological process (GO): neuron projection morphogenesis; early endosome to late endosome transport
Cellular component (GO): tubular endosome; neuron projection; plasma membrane
Molecular function (GO): guanyl-nucleotide exchange factor activity; SNARE binding
Source: RefSeq, a predicted model, not a curated record